UUCAACCAGUGGCGGAUGACUCAUCGAGGCGAAGGUGUUGAUUUUUUUCCUGUGUACAAAACUUGAUUAAAUGAAUCAUUAUUAACCAAAAUAUAUUAAAUUUCGAUAUUAAUAAUUAAUUUAUAACACCAUAAUAAGUAUUAAGGUUUAAAAGUAUUUUUGAAAGUUUUGAAAGUUUCAUCAUGGCUAAAAGUUUUGGUUAUGAUGGAUAUCAGUAUUCUUCUUAUAAAACUGGAUAUACGUCAGAAAGUCAAAAUGAAUUUUCACGAUUGUCGCAAGAGAUAGGAACAAAUAUUCAGAAAAUAUCACAAAAUGUUGCUUCCAUGCAAAAGAUGGUCAGUCAGUUAGGAACACCACAAGAUUCUGAAACUCUUCGUUCACAGCUCCAUCAAGUACAACAUUAUACUAAUCAGUUGGCUAAAGAUACCAGUUCACUUUUAAAAAAUUUAUCACAUCUAAGCAGUGCUUCAGAUCAGAAAGAUGUGAAGAUGUUAAAAGAUCGACUGACUGACGAGUUUACAGAAUGCUUAAAGAAUUUUCAAGAAACUCAGCGAACAGCAGCUCACAAAGAGAGAGAGAGCGUAAUGAGAGCAAGAGCAAGUUCAGGUUUAACAGGGAAUCCAUUUGAUGAUGGAUCUUCAAAAAAUGCAGUGAAUUUAAUAGAUCUAGCCAGUCCAACUCAGUUACAAAUGGAAGAAGAUGUCAAUAUAGAACUUUUAAGAGAAAGGGAAAUGGCUGUUCGUAAAUUAGAGGCCGACAUCGUUGAUGUGAAUCAAAUUUUCAAAGAUCUUGCAUCUCUAGUACACGAUCAAGGGGAAAUAAUUGAUAGUAUUGAAGUCAAUGUUGAAAAUGCUGCAGAACAUGUUACUGGUGGAACCAAACAAUUGGCACAAGCAAGGGAACAUCAAAGUAAGGCACGCCGCAAAAAGUGUUGUUUACUGGUGUUUGGUGUCAUAGUUCUCGCCAUUCUCAUCACUAUUAUAGUGAUAUAUACCAAGGACUGAAAUAUUUUUUCCUCCAUCUUGUUGUUAAUAGCCAUUCAGUCGAAUUCCCAUUUGGUCAGCACUAUUUUAAAGGGGAUUAAACAUCAUAGUAAGAUAUUUGUAUUUGAAAGAUUCUUAUUCCAAAUGAAAUCCCAAGAAUUAAAAAAAAAAUUUAUGCAGGAUGUGUUUAAUUACUAAAGAAAAAAAUUAUUUUAUAUAUAUUAAUUAUGUAAUAUAUAUAAAUGUCGUAUGUAUACGUAAUUAAUCCAAAUAAUUAUUCCAGUUUGUGAUUUCACCAAACGAAAUUUAAUUAAAUUAUUAUUUUUGAAAAAAAAAUUAGUUAAUUUAACUGUAACAGGUUUUGAAGAGUAAUAACUAUAAUUUAUGUAAUGUUAAAUAAUUUAACUGUAAUUAAAAGGAAUUCUCGAGCUAAAUUAAUUUAAACAUUCCAUCCACCAUCAACUCUUCAGUGUCUUUGCUGGCAUGACAUAGAAAUCUGUCCAAAUUUUUUCAUCUAUAAUGAAAUAAUUUAUUAGCUAUUUCAUUAUCAGUGAAAUUAUUGAUCAAUGUUGUGCAAAUACCUGAAGAAUUUAUUGAUUGAAUAUAUGUCUGCAUUUAAAUUAUGCUGCUUUUUUUACAUAUAUAUAAAAAGUUUUCAGAAAAAUUAUGUACACGUGUAUAUUUUUCUUCUCGUUUCUCCGUCUAAUUUCGUAGAAUUCCUCGUAUACCAUUCGUAAAUAUUCGGUCAAUAGUUUAUUAUUUUGCCUAAUUCUUUAUCAUAAUUUACUAUAUAAAUAAAUAUAUAUUUAGACGAAGGAAUCCAGGAAACGAUGUAUUUGCAUGAAAAAAUAUUGUAUGAUAUGUAUAGCUUCUUAUAAGGAAAAAACAAUGUACGCGAAGUUGUCUGACGGCAAUAUUUCACGAAUGUAUACAAAAACAAAACUACCAAACGUUUUAUUGCCGAAAUGCAAUUUAAAAAAGUUUGUGUAAAGUCAAAAUAAACAUUUUUUCUGAAAUAGUAUUUAUAAUCUCUUUUCAUAUAGUAAUUCCAUGUUCAUUGUUUAACAUUUCAGAUUUUCAGAGUAAUAAAUUUAAUAAAAAUUGCAACGAAGAAGCUGGUUAUUUAAAACUUGCCUGUAGAAAUACCAGGUCUUCACAUUCUUCUCAUACUGUGGCGAAAUGCACGCGGUGAAGGUCGUCCUUUAUUUUCAGGUCCUUCCAUGCCUCAAUAUGUUUAAUGCGUUCCCUUGGUGGGGGGACAAGUAUGAACUUUGCAGUAUGAAAUAUGGGACCUUGUGUUUCUUCAUGUGAAUUUUAAAUUAGUUUAUUGUCCAUAGUUGCUUUUAAAGGCCAGUUCGUCGUUAAAGAGUUUGAAUGGAAUUAUUUCCAACUGUUUUGUGAAGGUUAAGUUUACAGUACUCAUAAACCAAAGGUAAGAUUUUCACAAAGUAACAAUAUACAAUAAAACAGUUACUAAUACAGUGGUGCCUCGGACUUCGAAUUUAAUUCAUUGCGGGAGGCCAUUCAAAGUCCGAAUCAAUUUUUCCCAUUAGAAAUAAUGGAAAGCGAAUUAAUUCAUCCUCAGACGCUAAAAUAUCCAUUUCGAUAAACUUAACAAAUGGACAUAAUUUAAGGUAAAAAAAACAAGUAAAACGGCAAGGCCGUAUUUGGGACAAGACUGUCUCGGAGAC
This is a messenger RNA of Centruroides sculpturatus (bark scorpion), 2674 nucleotides long. RefSeq names its product syntaxin-7-like. The transcript is spliced from 12 exons. Gene Ontology annotation, cellular component: synaptic vesicle; endomembrane system; SNARE complex. NCBI's taxonomy places the organism in Eukaryota, Metazoa, Arthropoda, Arachnida, Scorpiones, Buthidae. Gene Ontology annotation, biological process: intracellular protein transport; vesicle-mediated transport; vesicle fusion. Bases 183 to 1004 code for a protein of 273 amino acids. The record is from RefSeq and is a predicted model, not a curated record. Gene Ontology annotation, molecular function: SNARE binding; SNAP receptor activity.